UGUGAACCAGUGCACGCCGCUUCGACCUUGGAGAGAGCAUGAGCCCGGACGAUGUCGCUCCUGUGCAGCUGCCGGUGUUUGUGGUGCGGGAUCGGGUGCUUUUCCCCGGAGGCCUGCUGAGGCUAAGCGUGGGCAAGCCCCAGUCGGUGCGGCUGGUGGAGUCCCUCCUCGGCACCCGAGAGGACGGCCUCCACCGACACGCGAACGGGGGGGGCAGCGGAGGAGGACCUACCAUCCUCGUGGCCAUAUUCACACAGAGGGUCGGCGCUGUUGACGAGGAGAGGUCGGCAUCCGAUGACGUCGCGAUUUUCCGAGACCAUCAGCAGCGGCCGGGGGCGGGCGGCGGCGGAGGCGGAGGCAGCGGAGGCGGCGAGGGCCGCAUCCUCAGCACCAUGAGCCGCGUCGGGUGUGCCGCCAAGGUGGUGCAGAUGGGGAGGGUCACUGGCAACGAAACGUUCAAGGUGAAGGCGCUGUCGCUGAACCUCCGAGAGGCGGCCCAGGCCCUGCUCGAGGUGCUCAAGUCACGCAGCCACCCCAGGGCGAUGAACGCGAGGGAGAUACUCGACGCUGUGUCGGCGGCGUCCCCCGGAGCCGUCGCGGAUGUCCUGGCCUCGAGCAUCAACAUCCCCACGAACCAGAAGCAGGCGAGAAUCGUCUCGUGUGGUGCCAUUCUUGAGGAAACCUCGCUCGAGAAGAGGCUGCGGCGGGUGCUGGAACUCGUGCGUGAGCAGACGCGGAUUCUCUCGAUCGCCAGCAAGAUCAACUCGGAGGUGGAGGGAAAGCUCAACAGCCGGCACAGGGAGUACUACCUCCGGCAGCAGCUCAAGGCCAUCCGCUCUGAGCUCGGCGAAGAGGGAGGAUUGAGCGAGGGCGACGAGGUGGCCGCGCUGGAGGCCAAGCUCGAAGCCGCCGGCCUUCCGCCGGAAGCCUCAAAGGUCGCCAAGCGAGACCUGUCGAGACUCAAGAGGAUGCAGGCCUCUCAGCCAGAGUACACGGUUAUCCGGACGUAUCUGGAGACCGUGUCGGAGCUGCCGUGGAACCGUGUGUCGGAGGAAACGUACGACAUCCGUCGCGCGCAGCUACAGCUAGACAAGGACCAUUACGGGCUCAACAAGGCCGAAAGUGCCAGCAUUGUGUCAUU
Molecule: messenger RNA, 1141 nt
Organism: Ectocarpus sp. CCAP 1310/34
Lineage: Eukaryota; Phaeophyceae; Ectocarpales; Ectocarpaceae
Source: the annotation of a GenBank genome assembly